Fusarium poae is the source of this 1419-nucleotide messenger RNA. RefSeq lists its product as uncharacterized. NCBI's taxonomy places the organism in Eukaryota, Fungi, Ascomycota, Sordariomycetes, Hypocreales, Nectriaceae. The transcript is spliced from 3 exons. The coding region runs from base 1 to 1419 and encodes 472 amino acids. Gene Ontology annotation, biological process: regulation of DNA-templated transcription. Gene Ontology annotation, molecular function: zinc ion binding; DNA-binding transcription factor activity, RNA polymerase II-specific. The record is from RefSeq and is a predicted model, not a curated record.
AUGCUCAAGAAGACCAAGUCCAGCGCUCCGAGAAGACGGACUGGAUGCCAAACCUGCCGGAAGAGAAGGAUCAAAUGCGAUGAGACGCGGCCAGCUUGCACAAAAUGCCUUCAGUCUGGUUGGAAAUGUGAUGGCUACACAUCAAACGAAGUUUCGACAAUCGCUCCCCAUAAAGAGAGACUCUCAACACUGUCACCUCCCAUCCCCUUGCUAUCCAUUACCAGCUAUUCGAUCCCCUUCAAGGUCCCUGGAAGCCAGAGAGACCGUCAACUGCUCCACUACUUUUGUGUUCAAGGAGCAACGGAGAUUUCGGGCUUUCUCUCCUCCGACUUCUGGUCCGAGAUUGUUCUUCGAGAAAGUCAUCAAGACUCGGCAUUACGACAAGCACUUGUUGCCAUGAGUUCACUCCAUUUAGACUACAUCACUUCAGAUCCAGCCGAAAGACAAGCUGCAAGUGUUGAGACGUUGGAUAAUUAUGGCAAAGCCAUUCCUCAACAGCAUCUAAACAAUGGCCUCCAACUCUUGAAGUCCAGUUCAAUGCACCCCGCGAAAGCGGAAAAGGAUGACAUUCGAGCGCUGAGGACAAUUUUCGAGCGACUCGAUAUGCAAGCAAGCUUCUUUCAAGAUGAUCGCGUGCCAAUUUUGAGUCUACCGGAAUGGGAAAAACAUAAACCAGACUAUGAUGCGCUGGUACCGAAAGCACGUUUCUCUACACUGCAGGAGGCUCACGAGAGUCUAGUCAAGUUACAGUCGUGGCUCUACAGUUUCAUCGACCGGAAUGUCGAUUUCCACGAUGCAGGCAUUGAGUUCUUGAGUUCGGUUGUGCUAGAUGAGAAAGCCGCGUUGGUGACAGCAUACAAUUCUUGGAGCUACGCAUUCGAGAACUCUCAACUCACAGAAAAACACAACGAUGACAUUGUGUACGGUCGCAGAUUCCUACUUGUCCAUUUCCGUAUCUGUCAGAUGAUAGUAGACUCUAAGUUCCCUAUCAACGAAGAAGUAUUUGGAGCAUCACCAAAUCCAGCUGCGCAUCGAAUAUUGGACCUGGCAGAAACACUUCUUGACUAUACGACUAAACUGAAUUCUUCUCCAAACGCAACACAAACCCCUCGUCGAAACUUUUCGUUGGAAAGCGGAGUUGUUGCUCCGCUGUUCGCGUUGGCUUUCAAGUGUUCAGAUGAGUCAGUGGCUACAAGAGCCGCACAUAUGCUUUCUAUGUCGCAGAGAAGGGAAGGUCUGUACGAUGCCCAAACUAUGGCAAUGAUUCUCAAUCAUCUGAGAAGAUCAAGAGAUAAGGAGAGAAACGUGGAAACUGAGAUUGAAAGCAUCGAUGUCACUGCCAGUGCCCUAGAGUAUUAUAUACCAGGCGGCUAUGAGGGCGGUGGAAUAGAUAAGCUACUCGCCUCGUUGAGUAUAUGA